AUGACAGUGGCUCGCAUCUCCUUUGUGCGGGUCAAAUACCUGUUCCUCACCUGGCUGACAGUGUUUGUCGGAGGCUGGGUGAUCUACGUCCAGUACUCCAACUACACCGAGCUGUGCCGAGGACAUGAGUGCAAGAACGCCAUAUGUGACAAAUACAGGAGAGGCAUCAUUGACGGCUCGGCCUGCAGCAGCCUUUGUGACAAAGACACCCUCUACCUGGGCAGGUGCCUCUCUACCAGCCCCAACAACCAGGUGUACACAGGUGGCUGGGGUGACGUGGACGGGGUGAUCCGCUGCCAGGUGGGGGAGGUGCUGCACUAUGAGCUGGGAGAGGAGCCUGAGCCCCGGAGAGAGGCUGCAGUCUUCGACAAACCCACCCGCGGAACGUCUGUGGAGAAGUUCCGCGAGAUGGUCUUCAAUCACCUCAAGCUUCCUCCCCCUCUCUCCACUUACUCCCAUCUCCAGUCAAAACUGGGCGAGCAAGCUAAUCUGGCCAGCCUGGUGACCCAAAUACUCAGCGUCGCCGACGGCAACAAGGACGGCCACGUCUCGCUCCCAGAGGCCCGUUCGGCCUGGGCUCUUCUCCAGUUGGACGAGGUGCUGCUGGGCCUGCUCCUCCAGGAACGGGGCCACACCCCUCGUCUGAUGGGCUUCUGUGGAGACCUGUACGUGACCGAGAGGGUACCCUAUGGCCCCCUUUACGGUGUCAGCCUCCCCUGGCCCCUGGAGGCCUGGGUCCCCAGUGGGGCCCGACGCAGCAUGGACCAGUGGUUCACCCCCUCGUGGCCCCGCAAAGCCAAGAUCUCCAUGGGCCUCCUGGAGCUGGUGGAGGACAUCUUCCACGGCAACUACGGCAGCUUCCUCAUGUGCGACCUGAGCGCCGGCCACUUCGGCUACACGGACCGCCACGACCUCCGCCUCACCGACCCGAGGGCCAUCGUCUCUGAGGACGCGUUCAGGCGAACCAUGCGCGCGCUGCACUGCGAGAAGGACGACGACUGCUUGUUGGGGGCGGACUGCCGGACAUCAUGCGACGUGGCUCAGAAACGAUGCAGAGAGGAGGUGACCCAGCCCAACCUGGCCAAGGCGUGCAGGGCGCUGAGGGACUACCUCCUGAGGGGAGCGCCAACGGCGCUGAGGGAGGAGCUAGAGAGGCAGCUGUAUGCCUGCAUGGCCCUCAGGGGCUCAGCGGGCCAGAUGGACAUGGAACACUCGCUCAUCCUGAACAACCUCAAAGCUCUGCUGUGGAGACAGAUCUCCCAUACUAAAGACUCAUGAUGCUCAAAGAAUUGAGACGUAAUUGACAAGUCUGCUACUGACACAGUGGCUUGGGAAGAGGAGCCUUUGGGGAAAUGAUUUCGAAAAAAAUCAACCACUCUGGUGGAUUGUUCAUUCAAGGCGUACUAUAUUGUUUUAUCUACCACCCGUUUCAUGCAGCAUAGCAGUUGUUUUGGCGGUGUAACCGCAUUAGAGCUGUCAAAUCCACAAGUUGCUCCUGGCAUUAUACCUAUGUGAAAGGAAAUUACUGGAACUCCCUUUAGAAAAGCUAUUUUUUCACUACUUUGUUUUGUAGUAAACAGAGGAAGAUGAGUGUUCCCAGUGACAUCAUCGGUGUGCAUCGUGUGAUUUUAACCAAUUAUGAGCAGGCAUUGCCUACUAAUUGGUUGUCAAUGGAAAUCUUCCUCUUUUUUUUUACUACUUAAUGUGCCAUUUUCACAUUUUGAUGUUAGUGUGGUGCUGGAGAUAUUUUUUCCUUUAAGAUACGUUGUACAACUUCGAACACUAAUGUGAGAUGUAGUCUACACCUCGAUUAGGCUGAUGAAUGAUUUUCAAUUUGAGCUUCUUUAUUUCCCGUUCUGAACUUCUAAAGCGACUGGCUUCAUGACAAUCAAAAGCAGCCUCUCACCGAUUUGACAGCUCCACCUCAGUCACCGCCCAAACAUUAGCUAUCCGGGUGUCGGCUAUCGCUUGAUCCGAUUUAAUCUAGGCAUGAGUCGUUGGAAGAAUGGACUACUACAAUUCAGGAUGCUGGGAAACUGUAGAGAUACUUGCUGUUUAUGAAGGAGCAUUUUGAAGUGAUAGUAUUAAGUACUUGUACAUUACAUGAAGACAAUGUGACCAAUAUAUCUAACCGUAUAGAAGUCUAUGGCUUUGUCCCAAUAAUCUUUCCUGCCAUGAUUUGAAAUGACCAGUAUUACCAUUUAGUCCAUACCUUGACCGAUCCAUUGUUUUUAGAUUCAUGGGAAGUAGUGGAACG
Molecule: messenger RNA, 2257 nt
Organism: Salvelinus namaycush (lake trout)
Lineage: Eukaryota; Metazoa; Chordata; Actinopteri; Salmoniformes; Salmonidae
Product: divergent protein kinase domain 1A-like
Exons: 5
Coding region: 1-1278 (425 amino acids)
Source: RefSeq, a predicted model, not a curated record